This is a messenger RNA of Lycium barbarum (goji berry), 2414 nucleotides long. RefSeq names its product probable cyclic nucleotide-gated ion channel 16. The record is from RefSeq and is a predicted model, not a curated record. Bases 84 to 2138 code for a protein of 684 amino acids. Gene Ontology annotation, biological process: monoatomic ion transport; transmembrane transport. The transcript is spliced from 6 exons. Gene Ontology annotation, cellular component: membrane. Gene Ontology annotation, molecular function: monoatomic ion channel activity. NCBI's taxonomy places the organism in Eukaryota, Viridiplantae, Streptophyta, Magnoliopsida, Solanales, Solanaceae.
UGGCUGUCCGUUUCCUUCUCCAACCAUUAAUGUACUAAAAUCUCCAUUGCCAUGCAUCUUUCUAAGGUUUCUGUAACCAAAGAAUGGAUUCUCUCCAACACCAUCUCCACCGUUUCAAAAAGCCUUCGUUGCUUUACGACCUUCAAUACGACCAUCAACAAAAGUCCUUUUGGAAGAUUCAUGAUCCUAAUGGCGAGUUCGUUACAAGAUGGAACCACAUUUUCUUGUUCACUUCCUUUGUCGGUCUAUUUGUCGAUCCUCUCUUUUUGUUGCUUCCCAUUAUUAAGGAAACCUGCAUGAGCACAGACAAAUUAUUGGGAUUCUUCAUUGUAGCCUUUCGCGUUAUGGUUGAUCUCUUCGCCAUCCUUCAGAUCAUAUUGAAGUUUCGUACAGCUUAUGUUUCCAAGAAAACACGGGUUUUUGGCAAGGGUGAGCUGGUGAUGGAUAACCGCUUGAUUGCUAUUCGUUAUUUAAAAAACGACUUUGUCAUUGAUCUUGCUGCUGCCCUCCCACUCCCACAAAUUGUUAUUUGGUUUAUUAUGCCAUUGAAUGGAUCAUCAGCCACUCAUGCUAAUCAUGCCAUCUCUUUGAUUAUUAUGCUUCAGUACGUGCCAAGAUUGUUAGUCAUUUUCCCCUUAAAUUCAAAGAUUAUUAGGAAUACAGGUGUUGUGGCAAAGACAGCUUGGUCCGGUGCCGCAUACAAUCUCCUCCUGUAUUUGCUAGCAAGUCAUGUUUUAGGAGCUAUAUGGUAUCUGAUGUCUAUUGAGAGGCACUUUUCAUGCUGGAAGGAUGAGUGCGAAAAGAAGCAGGAAGGUGCUCCAGAUUGUAAUAAAGACUACCUUGAUUGCUCAUCACUUGGUAAACCUGGGCGUCAGGAGUGGGCGGAAACCACUGGCGUGUUCGGUAAUUGCAGUGCUAAUAACAAGAUAAGCUUUGAGUUUGGAAUGUUUGGUGAUGCAAAUAAAGAAGAAGUUACAUCUGCUGCCUUCUUUGCUCGAUACUUUUACUGCUUAUGGUGGGGUUUAAAGAGCCUAAGUUCAUAUGCACAAAGUAUUGAAACAAGCACGAACAUUGUCGAGACACUCCUUUCCAGUCUUAUUUGUCUUCUGGGUUUGGUGUUCUUUGCACUGCUGAUAGGCAACAUGCAGAGCUAUCUACAAUCCAUGACAGCAAGACUUGAACAAUGGAGAAUUAAAAGAAGGGACACUGAGGAGUGGAUGAGGCACCGUCAGCUGCCUGAAGAUCUACAGGAGCGUGUUCGUCGAUUUGUUCAGUAUAAAUGGUUAGCUACAAGAGGUGUAGAGGAAGAAGAAAUUUUGCGUUCCUUACCCUUGGAUCUAAGGCGCCAGAUUCAGAGGCACCUGUGCCUUGCACUUGUUCGUCGUGUACCUUUCUUCUCCCAAAUGGAUGAUCAGCUCUUAGAUGCAAUAUGCGAAUGCCUUGUUUCAUCAUUGAACACGAAAGACACAUAUAUUGUUCGGGAAGGAGAUCCAGUAAAUGAGAUGCUUUUCAUAAUUAGAGGUCAACUUGAGAGUUCAACAACUAAUGGAGGAAGGUCUGGCUUCUUCAACUCAAUUACGCUAAAUGCUGGUGACUUUUGCGGUGAAGAAUUACUAACAUGGGCCUUAGUGCCUAAUCCAAAUCUUAAUCUUCCAACUUCAACUCGAACAGUGAAAUGCCUUACAGAAGUUGAAGCAUUUGCACUUAGAGCUGAAAAGCUCAAGUUUGUUGCAAACCAGUUCAGACGCCUCCAUAGUAAGAAACUACAACAUGCAUUCCGGUUCUACUCACAGCAAUGGAGGACAUGGGGAGCUUGCUACAUCCAAGCUGCAUGGAGACGCCAUAAGAGGAAAAAACUAGCGGACGAAUUGUCAAGAGAAGAGAGCUUGUACUACAGGGGCGGGAUGGACCAAGAUGAUGAUUAUGGUCACGAAUAUCCAGAAGCCGGUGGUAAUGCUCCGGAUCAUACCACAGAAAGCAGUAUUCAACAUCUUGGAGCUACAAUAUUGGCAUCAAGAUUUGCAGCUAACACCAGAAGAGCCAAGGUGGCACGGGUAGACCCUGGUGAAUCCAGCUUACGUAUGCCUAAACUUUUUAAGCCUGACGAGCCUGAUUUUUCUGAUGAUCCUAGUCACUGAAGAGUCAGUUCUUGCUUACGGGUUGAAGUUAGAGUUAGUAGGUAGGUUGCUUUUUCACAUUUCACCUUUUGCUGUUUCUUGUUAUACAAGAGAAAACAUUUCUUCCAACCCAUGCGCUACUACAUAGCAGUGACUAACUACUUAACAAAUGUAAAUUGGCUGCUAGCUUUAAUCCCCAGGGCACUUUUAGUGACACCCAGAUGGUUUCAGGUAAAUCCCUCUUAUCAGUGAACAACUACAGUCUGAAUAUUAUUUGAUGUUAAAUAACAUUGUUGA